AACCUUAUAUUUGAAAGUUAUUUUGCGUCAAAUAUUCAAAUUUGAAAAUAUGAACAAUUUAUUCCAGCAUUUUAACUGUUCAAAGACUAAUGUAGAAUGAUUUUGAUACGUUAAUCCAACCUUUUCAAUUAAUGAUUAUGGGAAGGUUACAAUUAAGUAGCAAUUACCUUUGUAAUAACAAUAAUUUUCAAUAGAGCUGAGUGUUAACAUUCUACUUGAGAAGUGGGACAAUAACGGUUUUUUUAAACUGUUGAAUUGAAAAAUCCCAAGAUUGCUACCGCGAGAGGUUCACAUAAGAUGGAUUCUUUGAAAAAUAAUUUUAGUUCAGUGAAUUUGAUACAAUUUUAUUUUUUAGUGAUUUCAGUAGCAGUUAUAUUUCUCGGAACCCUCAUAAAUUUCUUCGAAAUAUAUCUACCUGCAUUCAUUUUGAAAACAUUCAGGUGCGGGAAACAUGCAUAUAAAGGGACAACCAAUUUACCAACAAUUGAAUUCCCUAAAUCGUCAUUUAAACAUUUUUACCAAGUAGGACUAUUAUGUUCCGUUUUCACAUAUCCUUUUGUAUUUGCCACAUAUGUUUUGGAUUUCAAAGUUCCAUUUUUUUUCUCUAGAAGUUUAUUUCAUUGUAAUUGUGAAGGAAAGCAAGAUUCUGGCACAUCUGCUACUGAAGUAUUUGUGGCAAUGAGUCUAAUCAAUUUGCAAAUAAUACGCAGAUUUUAUGAUACUCACUUCAUAUCUAUUUUUGGGAAAAAUAGUAAAAUAAAUUUAACUCACUGGAUUGUUGGGAUGACUUACUAUCCAAUGGUUAUUCUUAGUAUAUUGUGUGAAGCUCCUAAUUUCACUACUUCUGCUGAAUUGAAGAAAGCAAAUUUGUAUGAUUUGGGACUUCUGGAAGUAUUUGGAAUAUUGUUAUUCUUCUGGUCAUGGUGGCAUCAACAUGUCUGUACUGUUAUCUUGGCUAAUUUACGAAAAACUAAGAAAGGAAAUAUAAAUGACUACAAACUACCAAUAGGGGAUUGGUUUGAAUAUGUCUCAUCACCACACUGUAGUGCUGAAAUUUUAAUGUAUUUUGCUUUAACAAUACUUCUUUGGAAAAGCAGUACAUGGUGGUAUGUAAUGUUAUGGGUUCUCAGUAAUCAGAUUGAAAGUAUCCUCCUAAGUCACUGGUGGUAUCAAGAAACCUUCAAACAUUUUCCAGAAACUAGAAAAGCUUUGAUACCUUUUAUUUAUUAAUUAAGAUUUCAUAUUAUUUUAUGGUGCAUUUUUAUAUUUCUAUUCUUACAGGGUAAUACAUAUUUCCAUAAAGUGAUUAUGUAUAUUUACAAGACUAAAAUACAAUAUUGACAUCUGUUCA
Molecule: messenger RNA, 1351 nt
Organism: Harmonia axyridis
Lineage: Eukaryota; Metazoa; Arthropoda; Insecta; Coleoptera; Coccinellidae
Product: polyprenol reductase
Exons: 5
Coding region: 298-1230 (310 amino acids)
Biological process (GO): polyprenol catabolic process; dolichol-linked oligosaccharide biosynthetic process
Cellular component (GO): endoplasmic reticulum
Molecular function (GO): 3-oxo-5-alpha-steroid 4-dehydrogenase activity
Source: RefSeq, a predicted model, not a curated record